UUUUAGUGCUUUCCUUCCCACUGCUCCUGCCUGCCUGCCUGCAUCUACUCUUUAUUUUGGCCAAGAAAAUCGUUUUUUUUUGCAAAAAGUUGACGGAAACGUUCUCACUGACAGCGACGUUGUUGUUGGAAGAAGGGGACGUGUCUUGUUUACGAGGGAGGAGACGGAAAAUGUGAAGAUAAUAACGGGCUGGAGUAUUAUUUUAAUGUGAUCUCUUUAUCUGGCGAAACCGAAUUCUCUUAAUAUACAUCGAGCGAAUUAAAUCUAAUCGUUUUAAAUUUUGGUCAGCAACCAUGGCAUCCGGCUACGAGUCUCUGACCAAUUUGGAUCUUCGCAACAAACUGUUAGAAUUUGGGUACGAUCUUCCCAUUUCGGUCAAGAAGGAUUUUAUGAUCAAGACUUUAGAACGAGUGAUGGCUGAGCGGAGGAAACAGCAGUUGCAAGGAAGAAAAUCUCUGCCAGUAAUGUCGUCAAACAGUAGACAAAGUACUCCAAGUUCGACUAAUAAUCAUCAAUUCGAAACGAAUUCAAAUGCAAGUACGCACUCACGGCAGUCACGCCAAUCCACGGGGAGUAGCAGAGCUUCUGCUUCCAAGCAGCCUAUCAUGCCUCUUCAACCUAAAAUCCCUGUGAAUGACGAAAUUGUCGAAGAAGACGAAAACGAGGAGGAGGAAGAAGAAGAGGAAGAGGAGGAAUCUUCUCAAGAAGAGCAGACGCCACCAACGUUUUCAAAAAGCAAAACAACCACAAACAGCAGUUCUAAUUUUAUGUCUCACACUUCGCAUUCUACUCGUCCACAGCCUGAUGUCGGUGGUCAGAACGGAGAAUGGGAGGAUCACGAUGAAGAAGAGGAAAAUCGGACGCCAAGCCCUCGCUAUCAAAAGUAUCUGAGCUACUUCAAGGGGGACAUGAACAAAGCUGAUCCAUUCGUUAUGCCACGAAGCCGUUACAGCUCUCCGGUUGGGUCGCCUUACUCGACAACGGCAACCGUUGGGAGUCCAUCCUUCAGACGAAACCAAAGUUAUGAUUUUGACGACUCUGCCGACGAAUCGGAUGCUGAGCAUGUUCCGGUCAACAAUCAAGGUGGUCGAAUUCGACAUUUCUUCAGCAAAGUUAAUCCCGUGAAUUGGAUACCAAAUCCGAAACUGUGGCUAUCUUCUUCUGGUGCAGCAAGACAAGAGACUGAUCAAACUUCACGUAACCACCUCAACUUUAAUUUCGGUUCUGCUGGUGGGAGUGGUGGUGGUGGGGACGGUCGAUCCUCUCCUUUCACUCUUUCUCAGACCAGAUACUCGAUGACUAGUGGUGGUAAUUCUCUGCCACCAUCUACUCCUCUCAAUGGCCAUUUCCCAACGACAUCCUCUAGCCGAGCCCAAUUGGGGAACCAGAUUUAUUCUCCUGCUCAGCCCCCACCACCCGUCGUUCCUCCAGCCAUGGCGGCAGGACGACAGGCCGGAUUCAAAGCAUUUUUCUCACGAGGAGAAAGAAAUGGGUUUGGCUAUCCCAGUGCUGCCGGGGCGUCAGCGGACAGUGCCCAUCUCGUCCCCAAACUUCUCCUCGUCUGCUUCGUAGUUGCUAUCGUGGGUGUCCUUGGAGCUUACUAUUAUAAGGCUUCCGUACAACCCGGCCUUCCCGGACCGGACAGUGAUCUUAGUACUUUCUUUGGAGGAGAGGAAAAAGUUUCUCUCGAUUCACAACAAAGGACUGCUCCACCAAAGCCAAAGCGAUUGACUGGCCCGAAAAAAUUGGUUUAUCCGAUUUGUGGGCAACCUGGAUAUGAAAUUGAGCCAUGCGUUGAGAAGGGAGUUAUCCAAGAUUCUAAAAUACUUUUCGAGGCAUUAAAAGCUGAGCUUACUCAACGCAGCGUACGAAAAAGCUGCGGUGACAUGGUUGAAGAUAAGAUCUCUCUAUUAAAAGCCAAAGAACUUUUGUAUCGACUUGUUGAACUGAAAAAAUCUGCCGUGGACACUGCAUUUGAAGGGAUGUUAAUGUUGGUCACUGAGAAUCCUACUUCUGGAGUGAAAAUUUGCGCAAAUAAUAACGCUGAUGAGAUGGUCAAGAUUGGAGACCUUGUGUCUUUGAACAAUGAAGAAGCCAGCAUCACAAUUGACGGUGUUUCGCCCACAUUUUGGUGCAUGUUGGUUAGCUUCGUCUUCUCGAUUUUGAUGUAUGCCUUCUACUUUACAAUAGUGGGCAUCAUUGGAUAUGGAACCAUACGAGGGCUCAGAUACCGUCGACGACUUCAAGCUCAUGAGGACGACGAAAUGUUCAAGUUGAUUGAUCGUAUCGUAACUCUACUCCAGGAACACUAUGAAGACGCAAAGCGCAAUGGACACGAUCAGUUCAUCGCGGUCAAUCACAUCCGUGACCAGUUAUUUUCCCACCGUGAUAAGAAACAAAAGGAAGCCUUGUGGAAUAAGGUCGUGGCAGAGAUAUCCACAAACGAGUCUCGUGUUCGUGAAGAAAUUCAACAUAUUAGCGGUGAAGAGUUUAGAGUGUGGCGUUGGUUGCCUUCUGCGAGUCCACUUGCGAAACGAAUGUCAUCUGCACCCUCAUCUCCUGGAGGAAGUGGAGAUUCAACACCUGGACUGUACCCAUCUCUUCCCUCAAUGGACACCUCGAGCGCUGGAUGUAGUAACCCUUCGACCCCAUCAAACAGCCAAUGGCAAGGACAAGCUUUUGAAAUUUUCGACGGGAGCCCAAACUCCUUGGCACAACCCCCAACCACUUGUUUGAAAAUUCGUCAAAUGUUUGAUAACUCAAAGGAUGCUGGUGACUUUCGAAUUGAACAAGCCAUUCUUGAAAAAUGUAGCAAUGCAAAUAUUCUUCACAUUGGAAUUGAUAGAAGCACACGAGAAGGUUGUGUCUACAUUCGAUGCCUCACCAAAUCGGAUGCUCGUAACGCCUAUGGAUCCCUCCACGGAUGGUGGUUUGAUGGUCACUUGCUUUCAGUAAAGUUUCUCCGAGAAGACCGAUACUUUCACCGUUUUCCAGACGCCCAAUUCCGAACUACUCCUCUUUCUACUGCCACUCUUGGAUCUGGAGGAGGAGGAGGAAUGCAACAACAGCCCCUUUCAGGUCUUACCAACAAUCUGAACAUCUACUCCUCCGGCCCACCACCUGCACAACAUCAAGGCAUUGAAGAAGGUCCUUCUGCCAGAGCCCGUUUCUCACUGGGCUACUAGACGUUGUACCGUACGUUACGUAGUUGUACGUUAAUUAUUAUAUAAUUUAGCCUUAAACAUGUAACGAAUCACACACUUUUGAGAUGAAGAGGAAGAAUUAACAAUUCUCUAUUAUUUAUUCAAAUUGAUUUCACUUAAAGUUAACAAGUUUUUGUCCAGGGAUUGAUAUCGUAUUAUUCUAAAUAUUACCAGUAUGUAAUUCAUUACUUAAUUUGUACUACUUUACUGUACACACACACCAACCACCCAACCAACCCACUAACACUGUGCGUACUUACUUUAUGUACAUGAAAAUUGGAAGUAAAAAAUAUUAAAAGUGAGAUGUACCUAUAUAUGUAUCUUCUUAUGUACAUGAGCAACUUGUGCAAAUUGUAUUUAAACUUACUUGACUUAAUAUUAAUUAAUUAAUGAGGGGAUGAUUCGCGAUAGAAUGGAAGCGACUCAACUCUUACCUUAAUCAAUUAUUAAUUAAUAUAAUAUAAAAAUAAUAUAACAUGAUAAUAAUACUUUUUUUGUGAAAUGAACUGAUGAAAUGAAAUGAUGAGAUACUGAAAACUAAUUAUUUCAAUUCUUUAAUUGUAAAACUCUCGUGGUUUGAAAUAAAUGAACAAGACUAUUAAAGCCAAAAUCAA
This is a messenger RNA of Folsomia candida, 3817 nucleotides long. RefSeq lists its product as uncharacterized. Bases 294 to 3185 code for a protein of 963 amino acids. Gene Ontology annotation, molecular function: chromatin DNA binding. Gene Ontology annotation, cellular component: nuclear inner membrane. Lineage: Eukaryota; Metazoa; Arthropoda; Collembola; Entomobryomorpha; Isotomidae. Gene Ontology annotation, biological process: nuclear envelope organization; negative regulation of BMP signaling pathway. The record is from RefSeq and is a predicted model, not a curated record. The transcript is spliced from 10 exons.